Messenger RNA from Jaminaea rosea, 4141 nucleotides. RefSeq lists its product as hypothetical. NCBI's taxonomy places the organism in Eukaryota, Fungi, Basidiomycota, Exobasidiomycetes, Microstromatales. The record is from RefSeq and is a predicted model, not a curated record. The transcript has a single exon. The coding region runs from base 52 to 4071 and encodes 1339 amino acids.
CUCGUUUUGAUCAUCGGAUCCACACCACCUUACUCCCAUUGUCAACAUGACAUGGACGGCCACAUAGCAGACGUGGGCUCGCGAGGAUCCGUAUGGAUUCAAGAUCGCGGCGAAGGCUCCUCUACUGGCACACGUCUCGAGCCAGCAUUUGGCAAUCGAAGGCAGGGCAACCUCAUUCUUCCUCGUCCUGCUUCGCAGCCGCUGGCUAUCUUCCCGGCAUCGCGAGCAAGCAACUAUGCAAGUCCAUCAGAUGCAAAGGGUGCUCAGUCCUCUACAGAGUAUCUGCGAGGCAAGCAUCCAGAGUUUCAAGAUGCGCCCGAUGAAGUCCUGCGAGAUCUGCUUGGCGAAGCUCAGCAAUCUCGCACUCCUUCAACUGGAUGCAAGGUCCUCAUCACUCCAUACCUCGCUGCCAGCAACGUCUCCCUCAUAGUCAACGUGGGCGGUUCUCGCAACGAGAACAUCUACAUCUCGACACUACACCCUCCUGGGGUAACUGCGGACGGCAGCAAGCGUCGAAGAAGGCGCAGCAAGACAAAAGGACAACUUGACAAUCGCGAUCAACCGACCCUUCGACCAAUCCUGCUACCAGCCUUCAUCUCCGACUCGCCCAUCGUCGAUAUCUCCCUUGCCCCUAAUGAGCCUGCUAUGCCUGGGUCUCGUCACCACGAAGGGCCAUGGAUCUCCAUCCGUACCCUCACCGCGCUGCACUUCUGCGCAAUCCACCGCGUCACGUCUCGAAAGCACGACAAGGCUUCAAGACCGCUGCCGCCGUACACCCUGAAUAGCAUCGCAACAAUACUGACUCGACAAGUAUAUGCGGAGCGAGACAAAGACGACGUCGAGUUCUCCUCGUCACCCCCCGCCGCCACUUUCUCGCUGGACCGCUACCCAGUCUCAGACGUGGCCUGGGACCCCUCGUCACGCUCAACCGCCCUCAUUGUGGACACGCAGGGCAACAUAUGGCAGUGGAGCGUCGACUUGCUGCGCUCCGGCGAUAACAAAUGGCUCAGUCGUGGUCAUCGCCUGCAGCGCGUUUCCAACUCGCCUUUGCCUCCGCAGCCGGAUUUGGCAGAGGAAGACAAGCCCGCAAGACGCAAUCAUCGCUGUCGUGUCGCUUGGUCUGAUGCGUAUGGCUCCGAGUCGGUCAUCCUGUCCACCGAUCAUGCCGUGUGGGUGGUUGACCUGCGUGAUGGCGACACAGAAGGCCGCAUCGAGUCCGUCUUCGAAGCCGCACCCUCGACAACUCACCUUCGACGGUCACGUCUACACGCUCUCAUCAACCUGAGCCUGCCUCAUCCUCUCUCACGAACAAUGGAUCACUCAGAUGAAGCCGGCCUGCCACUCCUAAUCGCCGCCUCGUCAACGUCCCUCCACGUACUGGACGCAGUAGAUCCACGGCAGCAACUCCUCACUAUCCCUCACAAUCGUCACUUCGACGACGACACUCUUACCCUGACCUUCCUCCCCGGCCUCACACAUGCGAAAGGACAAAGAGGCUACUCAGCUGUGCUGCUAUCCUCGACACGCGACUCAACGACGACACUGUACGGAAUCGGCUGUUCCCUCGCUCUCGCAGACGAGACAGCGGGGCAGAGACGCGUAACUCGAGCUUGGCAGGCGCAUGGCCCUUGUGAAUGGGCUGCUAUGAAGGAUCUGGCACCGAAAGAAGCGCCUGUAGUCGCAUUGUGGAAGCAACUGCUACCUGUCGACCAUCAGCUUGAUAGUCCCUGGCGAAGAUGGCGCAGAAGCUCAGUGACGAGGGACGUGCUAGGCAAGUGGGCGACAUUGCAACGUGACGCGACUACAGGAGAGGUCUGGCUCACUGGAUGGUGCUAUCGCGGACCCAAAGCAUCCAACAGUCAGGAAGGCAGCCAAGUCCCGCGCGAUCCGCUACCGAUUACCGUGUAUCAAAGCCAGGCUGUGCACGAGCUACGCGCGCUCAUUGCGGCACAGGAAGGACAUGGCGUCCUCGCUGCUCGUCGGGUAGGCCAGGUCGAAGCCGCUCACGCAGCUAGUUGGGCUGGGUCUACAUGGUCGGUCGAAGACCGCAAGGAUGCCACGACAGUCGAUUUCGCUACGACAUGGGCUCGGAUGAAUGCUAUGCAGGAUGUGCCAACAGGGAGAGGGGAGGCACAGUACGACGCGAUUGCCCGGAUGCCGAGGGCGCUGAGCAUCGUAGGCGAGGUGCCCUGCGGUAGCAUGGUCACUGGACAGGACCUCAUGGCCCUCGCAUCACUGCAUGGCUCGUCCUCGACAAUAUCUACAGGCUCACCUUGCGUCGUCGGCAGCCUGACUCCCUUCUGGUACGGACCAGGCGCCAUUUCCAGCCUGUCUGCACCUCACACGCUGCUUGCCCUCGGCAAAGCGAGAAUUCAGGCAGGCAUCAAUGCCGACCUGAUUGCCGCCCUGACCGCAUGCCGGGCUCUUGCCAGCGGUCUUUGGUGGGAUGGUGAGCGAUGGCCCAUGGCAACGUUGCUGAGGGUUGCCGAGGCGGUCGAGGACGAAACGCGUCAGAACGGAUCGCAGGACGGCAAGCAAUCUCAAAGCCAAGUCACAGACGAGCAAGCCGAGCAAGCAACCUGGCAACGGCAUGUCGAGGCUAUCGUGCGGCGCUAUGCCGCAAGCAACACGGACCCUACAGCUUUGAGCGACAUGACGAGCUCGAUCUGGCAGCUGAUUCAUCACCUCGUCUUGUCGAACGAGGUGUGGUCACCUAGACCCAUCACCAUCGAAGCUCUCCCUUCGCUUCCCCUUCCGUCGGCAGAGGAGUUCGGUACAGUCGCACAAACGUCGACCGAGUGGGACGCGGCAACAGUCGCGACUCGGGGAGGUGCUGGCCGAUCAUCAAGACAGGAUCGCCUCCCAAGCGGUGCUCGUCACCAAAGCGAAUCGCUUCGCAGCAAGAUGGCCCGCAUGGGCGGAGGGCCGAUCCAGCGCGAGCUAGACAGUGAUGUUGAGGACGACUUUAGCGACGAUGAGGAUGCUCGAGAGCCUACGAUAGAGGAAGAGGCGUCGCGACGCUACCCUCCACCGGAGCCGAUCCACUUCUCCUACUUCCAGCCCACCAAGCGUAAGAACAGCGGUGCUGCUCCUGGCAGCGCGCCCACCACCCUCGCAUCUCGUCUGCUCCUCUCCACCUGGCCUCUCACCUCCCUCGACCCGACCUCGGCAGAGAAUGACCCCUCCUAUUAUACCUACUCCGACCCUUACGUCCUUCUGGACGCGGCGAGGCGCACCGCCGAGGGAGGGUACAGCUCUGCUGAUAGCGCAGGAAGCGGCUGGGCAUCGCAAGGCUCCGAACGCUCUCGAUCGCGCUCGAGGUCUGCAAGUGCGAGUGCUAGUGCCCUCGCCUCAGGUCUGAGCGAUAUAGAGAGCGGGGGAUGGACUUCUUCCGUAGGCGGCGCGGGUGGUUGGACGAGCGGAGCGGAGAGCGCUGCCAGUGCUUGGUUGUCUGACGAUGCAGCGAGGGCCAUCGUGGCAAGGCGGAGCGUGUGGGCUGCUGGACUGGGCAGCAUAGGUGCGCAUGGAGAGGGGUCGUCGGCAGCCCCGUUGCGGACCUCGCAACGUGGAAGCUCCUCCCUUCCUCCUACAGGCACGCCCGUCGCUUCCUCUUCCGCAGUCGUCCCGGCUAGCGUCGACAGAAGGGCGGCAAGGAGGUUGGCUCCGCCGAGUAUCGUCAGCUCUAGUACGCAUACGGGCACUGCAACCGGGACAGGUACGGGUGAGGCGAGUGGUGAUGUAGCGCAUCGUCGUCGUUCUCAGGCCGUGGCGGGGGGCGUUGGGAGUGGAGCGACCAGAUUCCUUCAGAGAGCCCCUCUUGGGGCUGGAUCGCAGUCGCAGCAGAUGAGCGACAGUCAGAUGGCGUCUUCCAUGUCUCCACGAGUGGGCGCGCAGAGCCAGCCGGCGCAUGCCGGUGACUCAAGCUUCGCAUCUCAACCGGCUCACUGGCAGGCAGCUGCAUCUUCUCAGCCGCUUCCGCCUACCGGUAAAAGGCACAAGAAGAAGGGCAGGAAGUCCGGCCAUCCGGAAGAUGGAGGUAGGCCUGCGAAGAGGAGGAUGGGCGGAUUCUGAGCAUGUCAAGGGGCGGCAAGAAAGCAGGUAAGGGGCGCUGCAUUGCGCCGGGGCGUGGGCAUCGGUCGAU